Drosophila grimshawi is the source of this 535-nucleotide messenger RNA. RefSeq names its product NADH dehydrogenase [ubiquinone] 1 alpha subcomplex subunit 2 (gene ND-B8). The record is from RefSeq and is a predicted model, not a curated record. The transcript has 3 exons. The coding region runs from base 185 to 469 and encodes 94 amino acids. Lineage: Eukaryota; Metazoa; Arthropoda; Insecta; Diptera; Drosophilidae.
AAUCGAGCAAACACGCGUAAACAAAUUUUAGAAUAAAAUUCUUAAGCAGCUGUUUGACAUUUGUAAUCGAUAACAUUCAGCACAUACAAAGGCUGCCAGAAAGUUCCGUGUGAAACCGAUCUGGCAACUCCACGUCUACAAUUCAUUUUUGAUUUUUUCCGGCUUAACAAAAUUUGAAAUUAAAAUGAAAAUAAAUUUCUCACGUUUGGUGGGUUUAAAAGAACUGCGUAUUAUAUUGGAUCCAAAGUGUAAAGCUUCAAAGGGUGCCAGGGAAUAUGUACAGAAAUUUUAUUCCCAACUGAAAAAGAAAAAUCCCAACUUGGCAAUUUUGGUCAGAGAAUGCGAAGGCGUCAAGCCAAGAUUAUGGGUACGCUAUGCCGAGGGCAGGGAAAUCUCCAUUUCGCUAACAAAUCAAGAUGUUUCAGAUAUACACAAAAGAUUGCAGGCUGUGGGCGCAGUUCGCAGCUAAAAAUUAAAAUAUUAUAGAUACACAGAAAUUAAAUUGUGGGAUCAGACUUAAACAGAAUAAUCUGUA